Molecule: messenger RNA, 1480 nt
Organism: Cuscuta europaea
Lineage: Eukaryota; Viridiplantae; Streptophyta; Magnoliopsida; Solanales; Convolvulaceae
Source: the annotation of a GenBank genome assembly
GUUGUUGCUCAUGUUUUCUCUUCUACCUUCCUCUCAUCCUUUCAUCUCUUUCUCUCAAGGCAUCUUGCUAAAGUUGGUCAGGAAGUUGUUGAGCACUAUAUACUUUUGAUACAGAGAAGCCAGCUCACCAAGCUGAUGACAGAUGAACACUCCCCUUAAAGUUCUAAGAGCCUCUUGCUUUUGUGCUGACCUGCAACUUCUCCUUUUUUCUCUACGGCUUUCUUCUUCUUUUAGAAGAGACAAAAGAGGUCUUCUUGUCUUCAGAGUUACGGAUGCUAUUCGGCCAUUCCAUGUAUGUGAAUUUCAGCUUCUAUACGACCGUCUCUUCCUCCCCCAAAACUCUGAAACUCCAUUAAUGGAUAAAGGUUUGUUUUUGACCAUCUUUCAUUUGUUCUACGUAUUUCUUUGUUUCGUUUGUUUAUUUUUUUUCUUGAAUAAGUUUCAUCGUUUAUGUUUCUUUAUAUCACUCGUGUAGAAGCUUUAAAAAUUUCUCCUAGGUCUACUAAGUAUUGGAUCCUUGAAUUCCAAAUUGAACCACAUUUUUUACUCUUGCACACCUGUUCACGGCACACCGCUAUCCAUCGAGAAGCAUGCAUCAUCUGUCUUCACUCUCUCCAUUUUUUAUAAGAUUCAGAAGGAGAUAUGUGUUGCAUGUUUCUCAUGUCCUGUUUUAAGGGUUGAAGAAGUAAACUGUGUGCAUGCGUACGUUAUCAAUGAUGAGUGCAGUAUGAUUUUCAAUGUUGUGCAUUCUUUAAUCGCAUCUACGACAACAAACAUGCAGUUGCAAAGACUUUGAUAGAGUUUGGUUGGUUUGUAGACACAUGUUUGUUGUGUUUUAAAGACCUUAAAUUGCACAACACUCAUGCUGACUUUGUUCUAAGUCGUUGGUGUUAAAAUAGUAUCAUUAAACCCAUGUUUGAUAUUGACGAUAGCGUUUUUUUACCAAUGAGGAGAGAAAGUUACAUGUCAAUCGUUUAUGGUCUGACAUUCAUUGUUGUGUUGCUAUUAUCGAGGAUAAGACUGUUCUGUUUGAUCAGUUUGCACAAUUAAUUAAAGAACAGAAGAGUAUGCUGCUCUCAUCACAGCAACAUAAUGCACACGUGACAAGCAAGACUUCUGUCAUUCAGCACUUUUUUGGUGCAACAGCUCCUUCAGAGGUCAACGUACUUCCGCCUCAAUAAGCUAGGAACAAGGGUUGUGGCAAGCGCUUAAAAGGUGGUAAAGAAGUGGCAAUACAAUCAAAGAAGAAGUUGAGAUUGUGUAGAACAUGUAAUGAGAUGUGUCGCCAUGAUAGCCGUAACUGCCCCAUUAAAAAUCGGCUUGAAUUUGCUACUUACCUAUUGUUGCUUUAUGAUUUAUUUCUAAAACUUGAUGCUCAUACAUGACUUGUUUUGGUUCACCUUGUUUAGUUUUAUUUGUUAUUGUUAGUCAUUAUAUUUAAUCAUUCGGUUGUUUUGAUAGUCAUUAAAUUUGAAUUUUU